Cyprinodon tularosa is the source of this 2501-nucleotide messenger RNA. Its product is annotated as E3 ubiquitin-protein ligase TRIM47-like. Gene Ontology annotation, biological process: protein ubiquitination. The transcript has 2 exons. The record is from RefSeq and is a predicted model, not a curated record. Gene Ontology annotation, molecular function: ubiquitin-protein transferase activity. Lineage: Eukaryota; Metazoa; Chordata; Actinopteri; Cyprinodontiformes; Cyprinodontidae. Bases 110 to 1255 code for a protein of 381 amino acids.
AUUUACAGAGAAAAGAAACUAAGAGGUAAAAAAAACAUUCCUACCAUUGAUAAACACCAGUCAGUUUGUAUUGAAUGCAGAGGGGCUCAACAUCACACCUGGAAAAGAUAUGGCCACAUCCAGUGGUUUUCUUUCUGAGGAUCAGUUCCUGUGCUCCAUCUGUCUGGACGUCUUCAAUGAGCCUGUUUCUACUCCAUGUGGACAUACCUUCUGCAAGGCAUGUCUGAACAGGCACUGGGAAGGAAAGCAGGGACGUCAGUGUCCUAUGUGCAACAACAAAUUCAACAAGGACCUCAAACUCUCCGUCAAUAACUCAUUCAGGGAGAUUGUGGAGGCUUUUAAGAAACCUCGUGUGACAGCUGAAGCUACAUCCUCAGGAAAACCUCGUGAAGUGUUAUGUGACAUUUGCUCAGUAAACAAGAUCCGAGCCUCAAAAACUUGCUUGGUGUGUUUAAGCUCUUUUUGUGACAGACAUUUAGAGCCUCAUCUAAGAGUGGCUGCCUUGAAAAGACACAAACUUUCAGAUCCUGACCCUGACCUGGAGGAGAAAAUAUGUAAGGAACACAACCAGAUUUUUGAGUUCUUCUGCUUGAAUGAUCACGUCUCUUUCUGUGCCUUGUGCACAGAACAUAUUGAUAAUUUCAAGGUCCGUUUGAAUGAAGAGUAUGUAGAUCAAAGAUCUCACAUCCAAAUGAGAACCUGGAAUGAACCGAAAAUUAAACAUGAAAACAAUAGAAAAUCGCAGAGUAGAAGGAAUAUUAAAGUUGGAAGACCAGAGAAUGUGACUGCUCAGGAAACAAUCAACCCACAUCAGGUUAACGGAUGUAACUGUAUGUAUCAUAAUCCUGGCAUCCUCAGAGGGAAACAUUUUUUUGAAUGUGAUGUCAAUGGAAGAGAAGGAUGUGAUUUGGCAGCUGUUAGAAUUUCAGCUUUGGGAACAUUCCCACCAAAGUGGGAUGAAAACUGCAUUGUAAGGUUUAGCAUUGUGAGAAGCACUAAAAGAUUGACAGUGCUUUUAGAUUAUGAUGUUGGCCUUGUUCUUAUCCUUGAUCCAGAUAAUGAGAUCCUGAUGCAUAAAUUUAUAGGCAGCACAUUCAAUGAGCCAAUCAUACCAUUGUUUAUAACUAGCCAAAGUAAGCCUUCAUACAGUGUACAGAGCUUAAAGAGGAGACUUCAGGAGAUCAAGGAUAAUUCCUAUUUCUGGGCUGUUUUGUUUGCAAUACUGAUACUGCUUUACAAAUUCGUUUAUCUGUAAAGCAGGCCAAGUUUGUGAGAUUCAAAUAGGAGUUUACUGGGGCUGGACAAACACAAGCUGUGUAUGUAGUCUGUAAUAAGAUCCCUUGAUUAAGUAAAAUAUUUAGAAUACUUAUAUCAUUUAUUUUUCAUUUAUGUUUGUUGCAAGAAGCUAUUCUAUAUACCCAUUGAAAUAAAAUAAAUGUUUAGGUGGUAAGGACUUACUAUACUUUAGUUCUGUUAGCAAAAAAAAAUGUUUUUAAAGUCUGUGCAUUUUGUUAAAAGGUUAUACAACUUUGCAUAUUUUUAAUUGUUUGGGCAAUGUAUUAAAUAUGUUGAUUUUAUUUAGCUACUUUGAAUAGUGUUUCCAUGUAUUUUGUGUGUCAUUGCAUUAGAGUGAUAAUUCGAGUGAUAAGUAAGCCAGAGUACCUAAUAAGUCAGCCGACACAACUAUCCCUGAAUUUUCACCAGAAGCACCAGUAGUAAAGCACACAUGUAUAACUCUUUAUGGUGAAAAAACAAACCCAGGGGAAAAGCAAAAGUCUAAAAUUGAGAAGGAACAUCUGAGUGGGAGUUGUUGAAUUAGAGACUGGUGACAGAAUCUGAGGAACAGGCAUAAAUCCGUAGUUAGGACUCAAAAACAAAGUCAGGUGUGGAGAGGCAAAUACAGUACAGGCAGACAAUUAAGGGGGACAGUAAUCAGGAGGCAUAGGAAAGUCAGAUGUCCAAAGAUCAGAAACCAGGAGAAUAUCUGACGAUAGCAGGGUAGAACAGGAAAAUCUAGGAGACAAAAAACUUGGAACAUAACAGGCGGGCAGGUUGGAAAAUAACACUGGACAUUUACUCAAUGGCUUUCAAUAAUCUGGCAAGUUCUUGUCAGCAGAGAAAGGAACAUAUUGACCGGCUAAAAGGUAUGAUGAAUAUGUAAUAAGGAGGCAGACCAUGGAGGUAAACAUGGGAACAAUGACUCUAACUAAGUGCAGCACAAAGAGCAGAAGGCACACCUGUGUUAGGUGCAGACAAACAGAGAAAAAACAUGACAAAACUCAAAUAUGUGCAAGUUAAGUAAAUAUAUAUAAGUAUAUCUUGUCUGUCAAGUUGAUCAAUGAUGAUGCAUUUUGAGGUGUGCAAUUGCCUGACUUUUUCAAUGUUUUAAGUAAUUAAAAGUAGAAAUUAAAUACAUUGCAACACAAUGUAUAUUGUAUAAUUGUACAUGAAAGAUCGAUGUAAUGUAAUGUAUUCAUCAUUAAAUAUAACCUAUUUAUCAA